Octodon degus (degu) is the source of this 795-nucleotide messenger RNA. RefSeq names its product chymotrypsinogen B-like. Gene Ontology annotation, biological process: proteolysis. The record is from RefSeq and is a predicted model, not a curated record. Bases 1 to 795 code for a protein of 264 amino acids. Gene Ontology annotation, molecular function: serine-type endopeptidase activity. The transcript is spliced from 7 exons. Lineage: Eukaryota; Metazoa; Chordata; Mammalia; Rodentia; Octodontidae.
AUGGCCUUCCUUUGGCUUCUGUCCUGCUUUGUCCUUGUGGCGGCUGCCCAUGACUUUGGAGUCCCCGCCAUCCCUCCUGAGCUGGGUGGCCUGGCCAGGAUUGUCAAUGGUGAGGAUGCGGUCCCUGGCUCCUGGCCCUGGCAGGUGUCCCUGCAGUAUAAGGACGGCUUCCACUACUGCGGGGGCUCCCUCAUCAGCCAGGACUGGGUGGUCACCGCCGCCCACUGCGAGGUCGGGCUGAAUGACAAGGUGGUGGUAGGGGCAUACGACCUGAGCUCUCCUGAUGAGGUCUACAGACAGGUCCUGGACGUCCAACAGGUUUUCACGAACCCCUCCUUCAACGAUGAGACAAUAAGCUACGACAUCACCCUGGUAAAGCUGGCCACGCCUGCCCAGUUCAAUGAGAGGGUGUCGCCUGUGUUGCUGCCCAAUCCCUCUGCCGACUUCCAGCCUGGCACUGAGUGUGUCACCACUGGCUGGGGCAUGACGAGAAUCUUCCCUCCUAAGGACGCUACCAAGCUGCAGCAGGCAGUCCUGCCACUUUUGUCCACCGAGAAGUGUCAGAAAACUUGGGGCAACAUGAUCACUGACCAGAUGAUCUGCGCCGGGGCCAAUGGCGUCUCUUCCUGCAUGGGUGACUCUGGCGGCCCCCUCGUGUGCAAGAAGGAUGGAGCCUGGAACCUGGUAGGCAUCGUGUCCUGGGGCAACGCCUUCUGCUUCACCUCCUCUCCAGCCGUGUAUGCGCGCGUCACUGCACUCAUGCCCUGGGUUCAUGAGACCCUGGCAGCCAACUGA